Molecule: messenger RNA, 1246 nt
Organism: Triticum aestivum (bread wheat)
Lineage: Eukaryota; Viridiplantae; Streptophyta; Magnoliopsida; Poales; Poaceae
Product: cysteine-rich receptor-like protein kinase 25
Exons: 5
Coding region: 264-779 (171 amino acids)
Biological process (GO): protein phosphorylation
Molecular function (GO): ATP binding; protein kinase activity
Source: RefSeq, a predicted model, not a curated record
CGUCUCCUCUCCAAAGUCUUCUUUCCGAUCCCCAAAUCCUGCUGAUUACCUAGCAUCUGGCCAAAUCAUAGGUUAGGUCAUAACACAUCAUCAAAGUGUUGACGCUGCAGGCUAGGCAGGCUGAUCAGGUCAUCGUCGUCGAUCUUCCUCGAAGCUCGCGAGCGCAAGAUCUCAUCGGUCUCUGCUCACCGGCCGCCUGCUUCUACAGGAUUAGUUGAUUACUUCGCUUCCACCGCGGUACUGGAGUGUGGUAUUCAUUGCGAAUGGAUGGCAAAAUUAGUAUCAGAUACAAGGUUGACCUGGAGCGCAUGCUGCUUAAUGGAAGUGCACAGCCAACACACAUGCAGUUAUCGCUUUUAGAAGAUAUCACAGACUGUUUCUCCGAUGAUCAGCAAAUUGGUAGCGGUGGGUUUGCGGUGGUUUAUAAGGGAAUAGUGGGAAAACGAAUGGUUGCUAUGAAGAAGUUGUCCCAAACACUUGAUAUGCAUGAGAAUAAAUUUCACAAAGAGGUUGAGUGCUUGAUGAAGGCCAAGCACAAGAAUAUAGUGCGGUUCCUAGGAUAUUGUUCUGACACGCAAGGGAGGAUUGCGGAUUAUGAGGGUAAGUUUGUGAUGGCAGAUCUGCGGAACUGGUUACUAUGUUUCGAGUAUGUACCAAAUGAAAGUCUCGAUAAGUAUAUUACAGAUGCAUCUGGUGGUCUUGAAUGGGGUGAGCGCUACCAGAUAAUCAAGGGAAUAUGUGAAGGAAAUUGCACUGAAAGGAGAUUUGGGACUUCUUGACAUGCUGGUAGAAAUUGCCGUCAAAUGUCUUGACGAUGAUGUGGUUCUAAGACCGUCAAUGGUAGAUGUUGCAAAGCGCCUUUCUAUACUGGAUCGAUCCCUUAAAUCGGGGGGAUGCUAGGACAAAUAGUCGCCAGUAUGACAUGAGACGAUCCCAUAGCGAUGAAUGAUCCCGUAGGACAAAUAGUCCUAGUAGUCGUCAUUAGGUGGUUCACGGACAUGGUUGUAAUUUUUGUUACCUUAGUUGUUCUUUAUACUGCCAUGAUUGAAGAUGAAUAGAUUGAAAGUUUCUCGCAAAAAAAUAAAACAUGAUGCGUAAUUCAGACUGUAUCUCGUACUCAAUAGUCAAUAUAUAUUAUUACAAAUAUAUACAUAAAGAAAUACAAACCCUGUUUAGAAAAGUAGUAGACAUCUUCUAUUGUUGGCCUCUCUGUAUUCACUCGCUGACAGUUUGGUAUAAUCCUUUU